Messenger RNA from Pungitius pungitius (ninespine stickleback), 6688 nucleotides. RefSeq lists its product as uncharacterized. The transcript has 3 exons. NCBI's taxonomy places the organism in Eukaryota, Metazoa, Chordata, Actinopteri, Perciformes, Gasterosteidae. The record is from RefSeq and is a predicted model, not a curated record. The coding region runs from base 422 to 3742 and encodes 1106 amino acids.
UGUUACAAAAGUUAAAUCUAUGUUAUACGUUUUAUUUUGAAAACUGGAAAUUGUCAGGUGACAGGAACCAGGAAGUGAGUCGGCUCAGAACUGCCUUUUGUAGUAGUUGUUUUUUCUCUAUUCAGUUGAGUCUGCCUGCAUUCUAUUCCUUUUGAUAGCAUCGUUGUUUUACUCUAUCUCUAUGUCAAUAAACCUGUGGACAACGAAGGACCGUCUUCAGAGUGGUGAUGUGGGGAAAGAGUUCAUCUAACUGCCUAGGUGUAUCGGAACACAUAUACCGAGGGCGGCAUAGUAAAACAACGCUUUCUAGCGGGAAGAUAACGCAGCCAACUGAGGGACGCUGCUAACAACGUCAUCACACGCAACCAGUGGAUGACCAUCACAGCGGUGUCUAAACAGAGGUACGUCAAUAGACAACGCCAUGUCCGAGAAAGCAGCUUCAUUAAAGACGCGGUCCCGCGCUACAUGUUCUGCUACAUACUCAAGUGUAACAUCAACGGGGUCUGCUGCUGCAAAAGCGAGAGCGAGAGCCGAGGCAGCAAAGGCACGCAUGUCCUACGCCAAAGAGGAAAUGAGCCUGAAGCUAGAAAAAGCUAAGCUAGAGGCCUCAAUAGAAAUGCUCAAUUACAAGAAAGAGACAGCUGCAGCCAUAGCUGAGGCCGAAGCCCUUGAAGCUGCGGUAGAGGCAAAUAGCGAAAGACAAACUUUGAUGUCAAAUUUGGACUUGAGUUCUUUGGAAGCUGCACAACGCACAGAACAAUACGUGAUUGACCAAGCUGAAUCAGCAAACACAGACGCUCAGCUGCUUGAUGAUGGUGUUAUAGCAAAAAGAGAGCAAAGCCCUAACUACCAAACUCCAACGUCAUCUAUCAAACCUGAAGCAGACUCAUUCCAUCCAGCUCAAGCCAAUCUAGCUUCCCAUCAUACACAUGGUCACAAUGCAGCUUCUCAACCAACUCGCCUCACCUCACAGCAGCCUUACAUCUACAAAGAUGAGAAGGUCGACACGACACACAAUGUUCGGUUCCAUCACAAUGCCACUCCUGAGCAAGGUCUUAGACGUCAAAACGACCAAGGUCAUCCUGCUCCUAAAUCCUACCCCACAUCUUCAAACACCAAUAAUGAAAACUCCAACAUUAGCGACUUUGUAAGAUAUUUUGCUCGUCGUGAGCUUGUGGCAACAGUUCAAUUCAACGACAGACCUCAGAACUACAGAGCCUGGAAACGUUCUUUUCAAAACGCAACCAGAGGUUUGGACCUGACACCAAGCGAGGAAAUGGAUCUCCUAUUCAAGUGGCUCGGCAAAGAGUCAUCAGAACACGUCGAGCACAUAAGAGCAAUACACAUCAACCAUCCAGCAGCAGGCUUGGCUAUGAUAUGGGACAGACACGAACAAUCAUAUGGUUCCGCGGAAGUAAUAGAAGAUGCUCUGUUCAAACGUAUUGACGCCUUUCCAAAAAUAACAAAUCGAGAUUAUUCAAAACUAACAAAGUUGAGUGAUCUUUUGAUGGAACUAGAGUCAGCCAAAGCAGAAGGAGACCUACCCGGCCUCUCUUUCCUCGAUACAGCAAGAGGCGUCAACCCAAUUGUACAGAAGCUCCCCUUUGGUCUGCAGGAAAAGUGGGCGUCAGUUGGGGCAUCCUACAAGCAGCAAUAUCACGUGUCAUAUCCCCCCUUUGCCUGCUUCGUAAACUUUGUUAGCCAUGAAGCCAGUGUCAAAAACGACCCAAGUUUCAACUUUGUCUCUUACUCAGACAUGUCCCCCAGGACAGAGAAAACUUGGAGGCCAAACAGACAACGUGAAGUCUCUGUUCACAAAACAGAGAUAUUUCCAAAAGACACCUCCGGUCCUAGGGAACUCUCAACGAAAUUCGCCGACUGUGAAAAACGGUGUCCAAUCCAUAAAAAACCUCACCCCAUACGCAAAUGCCGUGCAUUCAGAGAAAAGCCCAUUGACGACCGUAAGACAUUCUUAGAAGAGAAUAACAUCUGUUUCAAAUGCUGCGCUUCAUCAUCUCACAUUGCAAGGAACUGCACAUUUAAUGUUAGAUGCUAUGAAUGCAAAAGUGAAAAACACCACACAGCGCUUCACCCUGGACCUGCACCUUGGGUUGAAGGCACAGACUCUGCUCCAGAGCAUGGCGGGGAGGAGGAUAGCUCUCCACAACCCCAUGUUGCCACCAAAUGUACAGAUGUCUGUGGCGGAGACAUGACGGGCCGAUCCUGCUCUAAAGUAUCCCUCGUGAAAGUGUAUCCAACCGGCCACGCUGACAAAGCGGUGAAAAUGUAUGUGAUUCUGGACGAACAGAGCAACAGAUCACUAGUUCGUUCACAGUUCUUCGAAAUCUUCAAUGACCAAAGUCCAAGUGCUCCGUACUCAUUGAAAACAUGUGCUGGAGUAAAGAAAGCAACAGGAAGAAGGGCCAGUGGCUACAUUGUGGAAUCUUUGGAUAAGACUGUCAGCAUCCCACUACCCAGCCUCAUAGAAUGUGAUGACAUUCCAAACAACAGAGAGGAGAUUCCAACUCCUAACGCAGCUUUUCAUCACGCACACCUGAAGUCCGUUGCACACCUCAUCCCAGAGAUCGACCCACAGGCCCAAAUUAUGCUUCUCUUAGGUAGGGAUAUUCUCAGAGUCCAUAAGGUCCGCAAACAGGUCAAUGGCUCACACAACCUACCGUAUGCUCAGAAGUUGGAUCUGGGAUGGGUCAUCGUAGGCAAUGUGUGUUUAGGUCGCGUUCACAAGCCACCAACAGUCAGUGCCUUCUACACUAACACCACGGAACGGGGACGCCCUACUCUUUUUGACCCGUGUCCUAACGUGUUCCAUGUGAAGGAAAGUUAUGGUGACACCCAGGACACAAACCACCUCCAACCACAUCCUGAGGAGAUAUCAAACUCUGACGUUGACAGCCUAGGACAUAACAUAUUCAAGCAGACCAAAGACGACAACAACAUGGCUCCAUCUAUCCAAGACCUCUCCUUCAUGAAAAUAAUGAAAGGAGGACUAACAAAAGAUGCAAACAACAGUUGGGUAGCUCCAUUACCCUUUAAAUGCCCACGUCAACGGCUCCCCAAUAACAGGCCACAGGCAUUGAACCGUCUCAAGUCGCUCAAGCGCAACUUUGAAAAGAAACCUGAAAUGAGAGACCACUUUCUCAAUUUCAUGGACAAGAUGUUCAAGAACGGUCACGCAGAGUUGGCCCCUUCUCCCAGUGAGGGUGGAGAACAGUGGUACCUGCCAAUUUUUGGUGUGUACCAUCCAAGAAAACCAAAUCAAAUCCGAGUGGUCUUCGAUUCCAGCGCCCAGUACAAUGGUGUGUCGCUCAACGACGUGCUGUUGACUGGCCCUGACCUGAACAACACGCUGCUCGGUGUGCUGAUGCGCUUUAGAAAGGAAGCAAUCGCCUUUACAACGGACAUAGAACAGAUGUUCUAUUGUUUUUCAGUAAGAGAAGACGAUAGGAACUUCUUACGUUUUCUAUGGUUCCAAGAUAACGACCCCUCCAAAGACAUUGUGGAGUACCGAAUGACAGUCCACGUCUUUGGAAAUAGCCCUUCACCCGCAGUAGCGAUUCAUGGACUGCACCAGUCUGUUCAGGUCAGUGAGCACCACAUUGACCCUGACGUGCAACGCUUCGUAAUGGGUGACUUCUAUGUAGACGAUGGAUUGAAGUCCCUACCCACUGUCGAAGCUGCAGUCAACUUGCUGAAAAAAACACAGGAUAUUCUCUCCAAAUGAAACCUACGGCUUCACAAGAUCGCAGCGAACAACAAAAAGGUCAUGGAGGCCUUUCCGGCUGAAGAUCGUGCAAAAGACCUUAAAGACCUGGACCUCAGCGCAGAUGCGCUGCCGAUGCAGCGUAGUCUUGGGAUCAAUUGGGACCUCCAGACCGACUGCUUCCAAUUCAGCGUCUCUGAUUAGAUGAAACCCUACACUCGUCGGGGUGUCUUGUCCACAAUCAACAGCCUCUACGAUCCUUUAGGGUUUGUAGCGCCAGUCACUAUACAAGGCAAGGCUAUUCUGAGAGAGCUCACAACUGAGAAAAGUGACUGGAACUCUCCUUUGCCUCAAGAAAUGGAGGAAUUAUGGACAUCUUGGAGAACAUCUUUGAAAGAACUGUCCCAGCUUUCUAUUCCCAGAGCCUACACUACAACUUCACCUGCAACAGCCGUCAAAAGGGAAUUGUGCGUAUUUUCUGACGCAUCCACGAAAGCUAUCGCCGCUGUGGCAUAUCUAAAAGUCACUGACUCUGCUGGAAAUAACCAUGUUGGAUUUGUAAUGGGCAAAGCCAAGCUGGCCCCCCGUCCUGAGCAAACAAUUCCAAGACUGGAACUUUGCGCAGCAGUGCUUGGAGUGGAGUUAGCAGACCUAAUCUUGGCAGAGUUAGACCUUCAGCUCGAUGCUACAACCUUCCACUCAGACAGCAAGGUAGUCCUUGGCUACAUUUCUAAUGAAACCAGGCGCUUUUAUGUGUAUGUAAGUAACCGGGUAUUACGUAUCCGAAGAUCUUCUCAUCCAGAUCAAUGGCGCUAUGUGUCAACAGAACAGAACCCCGCAGAUCACGCUACACGUUCUGUCGUUGCAGAACGUUUGAACGACACAAACUGGCUCAGCGGACCCAAAUCUCUGUACACACCGGAGACAAGUACCUCAGAGAGCACCCAUGAGCUUGUAGACCCGGAUUCAGACGCAGAAAUUCGCCCUCUGGUAUCCACUUUGAGCACUACAACAACAUCCAAGCAGCUCGGUUCUCAACGAUUCUCAAAGUUCUCAUCCUGGAAGUCGCUAACUCGGGCCAUUAUUCGCCUCAUACACAUAGCCCGUCUUUUCAACCGGACUUUGAAGAACAGCCCUUGUAAGGGCUGGCAUCACUGCAAAACAGGAUACACCGUUGAGGAGUCUGAUCAAGCGUCGCACAUCAUCAUUCAAGCAGUACAGGAGGAAGUCUACAGUCAAGAGAUCAAAUGUAUCCAAAAACAUGAGCAGAUCCCUAAAGGUAGUCCUCUCAAAAAUCUGGAUCCUUUCAUUGAUGCACUCGGCCUUCUGAGAGUCGGAGGUCGCCUCCACAAGGCAAACCUUGAUCAGAGCCAAAAGACUCCAGUGAUCAUUCCUGGCAAACAUCAGGUUGCAACCUUGCUCAUCAAGCAUCACCACGAACAAAUUUAUCACCAAGGCCGUCUGUUUACAGAGGGAGCCGUCCGUACAGCUGGCUUUUGGAUAGUUGGUGGUAAAAGAAAAGUGAGUAACAUCAUUCACCAGUGUAUAACCUGCAGAAGGCUUAGAGCCCCACUUACUAUUCAAAAGAUGCCCAGUCUUCCAGCGGACCGUCUCUCAACAGAACCUCCCUUCACAAAUGUUGGGCUUGAUGUGUUCGGCCCUUGGAGUGUCUCUUCACGUAGAACAAGAGGAGGCCACUCACACAGUAAACGAUGGGCCGUAAUCUUCACGUGCAUGAGUGUACGAGCGGUUCAUAUUGAAGUCAUAGAAUCCCUUGACACUUCCAGUUUCAUCAACGCGCUAAGGCGCUUUCUUGCUGUGCGCGCCCUGUCAAACACAUCCGCUCAGACCGUGGCACCAACUUCGUAGGUGCUUGCCGGGAGUUGAAAAUACCCUCAAACAUUGACAACACAACUGUGAAGACUUACUUGUCAGGUCAAGGUUGCUCUUGGACCUUUAACCCUCCGCACGCCUCCCAUUUUGGGGGUUCGUGGGAAAGAAUGAUUGGUCUUGCAAGAAGAAUCCUGGACUCCAUGUUCCUUCAGCUGAAGAACAAACUUACCCAUGAGGUGCUGGUGACUUUCAUGGCAGAAGUUACAGCCAUUAUAAAUGGCAGACCUCUUGUUCCUGUGACAACCGACUCUAAGGAUUCGUUUAUGCUCACUCCAGCUGCCCUUCUCACUCAAAAAAGUGAAUGUCUUGACUGCUCCUACCGGAGAGUUUGGAGUUUCAGACCUCUACAAGCGCCAGUGGCGGCAGGUACAGCACCUGUCUAACACCUUCUGGGACAGAUGGCGAAAGCAAUUCCUCCCAACCCUACAGGCACGCAAGAAGUGGCAUUCCACUCAUCCAAACAUCAACCCAGGAAGUGUUGUUAUCCUCAAGGAUAGUCAAGUACCAAGAAAUGAAUGGCCUCUUGGACUGGUAACACAGACUUUCCCUAGCGAAGACGGGAAGGUGCGAAAGGUCGAGAUCAAGGUCACACGAACAGGAGUGACCAAACUCUUUCUUAAGCCUGUUUCAGAGAUAGUGCUUCUUCUCCCCCCAGAGGCCCAGUGAAGCAAACUGUCUAGGAUUUAUUGGGUGGCGUGUAUUCACGCCAGGCGGGGAGUGUUUUGUUACAAAAGUUAAAUCUAUGUUAUACGUUUUAUUUUGAAAACUGGAAAUUGUCAGGUGACAGGAACCAGGAAGUGAGUCGGCUCAGAACUGCCUUUUGUAGUAGUUGUUUUUUCUCUAUUCAGUUGAGUCUGCCUGCAUUCUAUUCCUUUUGAUAGCAUCGUUGUUUUACUCUAUCUCUAUGUCAAUAAACCUGUGGACAACGAAGGACCGUCUUCAGAGUGGUGAUGUGGGGAAAGAGUUCAUCUAACUGCCUAGGUGUAUCGGAACACAUAUACCGAGGGCGGCAUACAUUCUUUAUUUUGACUGUGGGACUUCGGCUGACAUGGGACCUAACAUGGUUUAGUUUGC